This is a messenger RNA of Malaclemys terrapin pileata, 6941 nucleotides long. RefSeq names its product N-terminal EF-hand calcium binding protein 3 (gene NECAB3). NCBI's taxonomy places the organism in Eukaryota, Metazoa, Chordata, Testudines, Emydidae. The coding region runs from base 157 to 1236 and encodes 359 amino acids. The record is from RefSeq and is a predicted model, not a curated record. The transcript has 13 exons. Gene Ontology annotation, molecular function: calcium ion binding. Gene Ontology annotation, cellular component: Golgi cis cisterna; endoplasmic reticulum; cytoplasm. Gene Ontology annotation, biological process: regulation of amyloid precursor protein biosynthetic process.
GAGGCUGGCAGCGGCCGGAGCAUCUCGGAGCGCGAGGGAGUUGCUGAGCCCAGCUCCAGCGCAGCAGCCCCGGGGCCAGCCGCCGGAGACUCCCGGGCGCCCCCCUGCCCAAGGGGACAUCGCAGGCUCCAGCCCCCGCUGGAGCGGCUGGAGGAGAUGCUGGCCUGUGCGGAGAUGCUGGCAAUGUGCCUGCUGUCUGCCAAGCCCGCCCCCAGCCCCUGCGCCGGGCAACCCCCGCAGCCCCGCGGCCAGGGGCUCGCCCUCUUCCACGAUGUUUUUCGACGAGCCAACAAGAACGAUGAUGGCAAGCUGUCAUUUGAAGAGUUUAAGAACUAUUUUGCUGAUGGUAUUUUAAGCUCAGAGGAGCUGUGGGAGCUGUUCAGUGGAAUUGACAGGCAUCAUUCAGACAACUUAGAGACGGAGAAGUUGUGUGAUUAUUUCUCGGAACACCUGGGAGAAUACAGACAUGUGCUUUCUGCUCUGGAAGCACUGAACACUGCUGUCCUGGCUGCCAUGGACAAAACCAAACUGGAGUAUGAGAGUUCCUCCAAGAUGGAGCAGUUUGUGACCCGCUUCCUGCUACGGGAAACCAGGACCCAGCUGCAGACCCUGCAGGCCUCGCUGGAGUGCGCCUCGGACACGAUUGAAGAGCAGGCCGGGUUGGAGAGGAAAGACUUGAAGAAAUCUGAAGUCUUCAUUGGCCCAAGAUCUGGCAGGAGAUGUGGGCGCAGAGCUCAGAAGACUAUCUGCUUGUCUCCAACGGAUCCCUAUUCCGGGAUGCUUACUACAGGGCUUUGUGUCGAAGCUGACAGCCAGUGGGUGGCCCAGAUUAACAGGCUACAGCAGCUCAUUGACAAACUGGAAUGCAAGAGCCCAAGGCUGGAGCCUCUAAAAGAAGAAGUUGUUUGCAAAGGGAGAAAUGCUCACAUCCUGGUGGCUCAGAGACAGCUGUCGGUGACAGAGAGCGGCUUAGAGGGAUUCCACCAGGCGCUCCAAUCCUACACAGCGGUCACAGCUGCUCAGAGCUGCUGUUUACACGUGUCUUCCCGCAAGCUGACGAGCGAGGCCUGCUUCAUUCUCUACGAGUUCUGGCAGGACGUGACUUCGUGGAGAAGUCACUUACAGUCCAACUGCAGCAAGACGUUCCAGUGGGCCAUCAUUGACUUGCUGGAGUCUCCAGAGCUCGUGACCACCAUGCUUUUUCCAGCCUCCUGGUGGAUUGUGAAUAAUAAUUGAUCCUCUGCUGCCCUCUCCAAAAGCAGCCGGCGCGCGGACGGACGAGGAAUCCUCACUCCCAGACCCCUGGCUCUCUCUCCCCAGUGUGUCUGCAGCCUCCCCUCGUUGUCGCUUGUACAGUCCUGUCUGCUCCCUCCUCUGGCUGCACCAGGCUGUCCCUCCUGGGAGUAUUUUAUCCCUCUCCCCUCACAAUGUGACUUUCCACAGUGAUGUCACAUUGCUGCCAGCCAAUCAGCCUGUCCAGUUAUGAUGCUCCGCCCCUGAAUGUACCAUCUUCGAAGAAUGCACAACCACGCCCAUGUGAGUGGAUAAAGAAGCGGCUACCGUGAUACUUGAUGUCGGGCUGGCCUGAAGUCCAGUGUCAUGUGAUGACAUGCAGGGGCCAGAACUCACGUUGGCCUGACCCAUGGGGCUCGGAGCGCUGCAGAGACAGCAGUGCUGAGCCUGAUCCACGUUGGUGGGGAACAGAGACUGGAGGACAAGGGACGUUUAUUGUCCUCUGGCACUCACCUGGUGUUGAAUUCAUGGCAAGGCACUGAGGGCCUCUGGAUUGAGCUGUGUCCAGCCACUGCACUAUGGGCCCUUUGGGGGAUGGCAGUGUGGGGAAACAGGGGGAUCUUCUGUGCUCUGAGCGGGGUCAGUGGAACCAGGCCAUACACAGAUCCUCUGGGGAUCAGCACGGGAUGGCUGGAUCCAAAUCUCUGCAAAGGUCCCACAACACCUCUAGACAAACCGUGUGCUCCACUCUCCCUGCCUAUGCCCAGCAAUACAGUAGUCAGGGAGAGCAGAGGGUGGGCAGAGUGUGCACCCAUGCCUGCCAACCACCUCCAUGAGCUCUAAUGUCAGCCCUCCAGGCCCCAGCAUGGCCUCUUUAAGGCUGUGGCUGGCGAUGGACUCAUCUUAGUCUUAUUUAGAGCAGUUGAACUAGCCGCUGGCACUGGCCUAAUUCUGUAGCAUGGAGUCGGAUGGCCUCACUGCAAUUCCUAUCAAGACGUGUGUCAUGUCCCCAAAACAACCCCUGCGUGUAGGUACCCCCACAGCAUAAUGGGCACUGGUCAGCCUCCCCGCUGGCUGUCCCCGCAGAGCAGCCAACAACCGAAUGGGCCUUGGCGCCUGAGCUCUCGCUCACUUCUAGCCGGUAUGCCACUGGGUUGAAAUCCAAGGCCACAGGCAAGGUGAUGUGUCUGGCAGCUUGCACUGCCCCAGCCACAUUCUAACUACACCUGGGGCUGCGUGGAGGACGUCAGCCUCCCAGACUGGCAGUCUGUCUCCUAUCACCACUGAUAGCUAGGAAGUAUUUUCCUGCAUGUCCAAUCUCAUGGUCCUGUAAAUGUCUGAAGACGAAACCCAGCCACCUAUGCUCACCCCACUGCAUGAUGUCAGGUCGGAGCAAUUUAAAUAGACAUUACCAUGUCGAGAAGCCUACCAGCAGUAGAGUGAUUUGAUUAAUCUUCUGGCCUAUCCCUUGGUGUGAAUGGGAAAUCUCCCUAGGUGCCAGCUCAGAACACUCUUCUGCCUGAGGGUACAGGAAUUUCACACCUCAUUGCAGUCAUCCACAUGUGCAGACCCUGGGUGCAAAACACUACCUACCCAGCAUUCUACACCCACAGGUGCAAGUGACAGCACAAAGAGCAUACGUAGCCCACAGGUGAGUGUGGGUUCCAGGUUCCCCUCUGUGGGUUCCAGGUUCCUCCUCAGGGUCAUAGAGUUUAAGGCAAGAAGGGGUCCCCAAGUCAUCUAGUCUGCCUGCCUGUAUAUCCAGUGCAGUAUUAAUUCUCUCGCGGCACAUGCAGACACCCCUGGGCGUGGGGUGCAUAAUACACUAUCGGGCCUGAGCCUGGCAGCCUUCUAGUGUUUUCACGGGGAGUUCUGCCUUGUUUUCAUAAGGCCCAAUCCAGCUUCCAUUGCAUUCAAUGGCAAAACUAUUGCUAUAAAGGAUGCUGGAUCAGUCCCUUUGUUUCUUUCAUAAAGCAUGUGGCACAGGUGGCAUUGGUUCAUCUCCCUUAUUCGUUGCUUUAAUCACCUUAGCAAUCUACCAGCGAAAGGUAAGACACUCCAGAGCUGAGGUACAUGACCAGCUUGUGGUUACAAUUGCAUUUGUUGUGUCUGUAUCAUGGAGCUGUGCCAGCCACCCCUGCACCUCUCAGCCAGCAGCAAAUACCCUCUGGGCAGCAGACCUACAAGUGACUCUGGGUAAGACUUAAACCAGGGGCCUUGGGCCCUGCUGAAUCCCUCCAUCUGGGUGGGCUAGCAGGAGCCAUGCUGAGCUAGUCACAGAUAGAAUUUCCUUGUUCCUUAUUUUAUAGCAAGUACCCCAUAAAAUACUCUGCUCUAGCCAAGAAGGAGCAGAGCACAGAAAGUCUGCUCCCUUUCUGAACAAUGGAAUUUCCUGGGGUAAAAUCCCAGUGAGCCGCGUCACAGGCUGGAAUUCUGUGUGAUGCAUUCUCAAUACACGUUUACAUUUUGUGUCCAUUUCAAAGGGUCAACUUCUGCACCGAAGGAAGGAAUCCACCCUGGGGCGGCUUACUGGAAUGGGGGGUUCAAGGUUGAGUUUACAUCCUGGUGUUCUUGGGACACUGACUGAGUGUCAAAAUGUAGGGUCUGCCAGAAACAGAAAGAAUCUAAUGCUAAUAAAAUGAUAAUAUCCCCGGUAUGUCAUUAAAGAGUCCAAUGCAAAUGAUCCUAGGUUCAGGUUUAAAAGUGCCCCACCCGUGCUGGCAGCACAGGGGUCCAGCAAUGUCCUAGUGCAUCGUGAGAACUCAUAACAAACGGAUUAGAGAAACAAGCGCCAUUGGCGAGUGUCAACUCACUGAGAAAAGCAGGGAAUAAAGAACCCAAAGGCAUUGCCAAAGAGAAAGGCACUGUGCAGAAGUGUGAACUAUCUGGGGUGCUGUAAACAGGGCAGGACAGUCUUCAUGGGGUUGUCGCUACACAGAGCCCAGUUCUUAGGUCAUGUAACACCACUACCACCAAAGGGGCCGGCUUUCAGGGCAUGUCACCCCCAGAGAAUUUGGCUUGGGAGGUUUAGCCUGGCAGCAUCCAGAGGCUGUUUGUACCCAGGGGGCCCUGGGAGUGUUACCCGGGGUUUUGCUGAACCCAAAACUCUUGCUAACUUUACUUGUUGUAAGGUGGUGGCAGGCAAUAAAUCAGUGGAGACACGGCCAUCUGGCCAAUAGAUAGUUGCUGCACGCAGGCAAACAAAAAUGCUUUCACUCAAAGCUUCUACUUUGUUUCGUCUCCAGCGCUUACACAUGCACGCAACAGGUUAGCAGAGCACCCCAAAUCACCCCCAGAUUCAUAUUUACCCAGGGUCUUGAGGAGGGCUCGAGUGAAUUAGCCAUCCAGGGGCCAGCCUUCUGUCUGCAGGGGAAACUUGAGAGGUGGUUCAAGUGUCCACCGAGCCCAGAUUUCUUCCUCUUUUUAUACCCAAAUUGUUAGUAUUAAACAGCCCAGUCACCAAAAAACCGCUGAGCAGACACGAAGUGUGGAGUUUUCCAGCCGUGUUUUCCCAUCAGGUAACCGGCUGUAUUUCACGGAGCAAUAGUUAACUAGCCCCAGACUUUCCAUCUUGCAAACCACAUGCUUUGGCAUAAGUCAGGAGGGCACAGAGUCACGUUUACUCCUCAUGGCCACUCCCUUCCCCCUCCCUUCCUGGUUUGUUAGUGGUGCUAAGACUGCUACGAAGGCCUUAUGGCAGCUUCCAGGAAUAAGCAUAACAAUUUGGAUUCCAGCUGUGGGCAGUGGUUCAGGCAUGUUACUGGGUUAACAAAAUUUCCUCCUUACAGGAGGAAACACUCUCCCCCACUGCAGCAAUCCUGCCACCCUCCCUGCUCUUUCCCACCCCCUCUUUCAUGUCUCCCUCCUCCCAAAGUGGGUACAGAGAUGCCUGCUGGCUGGCUGGCUCAGUGCUGAGAUUCACACCCCUUCUGUCUUGCCCUGGCUACUGCAGCCGUUGUACUGCCUGUUCCCAGCCAGCAGACAGGCCAGGCCAGGAGGCCAGGCCAGGCCAGGCUCCCGGGUGGGCUGAGAACAGAGGAACUCCCAGCUGUGGGUAGAUCUGCCAUGGCAGGACUGGCUUUGCCCAGUAGUCCUGAGCUCCGCACAAACCGUCCCUCGUCUCUGCCGCAGCAUCCCCUAACGCCCUAAGCAAACCCUGGGAUCCAGCCACUCCUGAGCAGCGCAGGGCAGGCCCAUGGCCUAAGGUGUCACUUGGGUGAGGCUCCUUGUGAAGCAAAUCCAGCUAUCCUGCUGCAGCCUCCUGGAAGCUGGAUGAGUGUGACCAAUAGCCCCUAGUGUGUGUCGUGACAGCAUGAGCAUGGCUCUUUCCCUGCGGCACCUCCUUUGCAUCUGAUCUGCAUGACCCCGCUAGCCCCCGGGGCUGCAGGGCCAGCUUGGCCUUUGCUCAUCGAGUUUGGCAAACUCCAAGUGACAGAGCUCCUUGGCGCGACAGCUCCCUAAGCAGCAUUGCAAGUGCUGCUAUUUCUACACCCGUCCUCUGCUUAGCUACCAGCCCUAAUCGUUCCCGACGGAACGGGAGUGGGAAAGCUAGAAUAGCCCUGGGAAGCAUGAAUGGGGGGCAAUGAGGAACACACAUCAGCUCCCAUAUUAUUAAACAUGGCAGAGAGGGGUACUAGGGCUGUUGGCAGGAUUUUUGUGUCUGACUAGUCCCCACUCCAGCCAAAGUCCUGGGUUGUUUAGCAUAGUCUGAGAGCAAUAGUCCUCCACCAACUGGAGCAGUUCUGAGCUACAUGCUGCCGGAGUCUCUUCCUCUCUCCAGGCACUGCUUGUACUGAUCCUGGGACCUCCUGAGCAUCCGCGGUUCUCUAGGACAUCAAGGGGAGUUGAGGGAGCUCAGCACAAGCAGGAUUGAGUCCGAAAGGCAAAGUUCUGCUCUCGGCUCCACAAGGCAGAUCUUGGCUCUCAUCCUCUGCCCUUUGGCCAGGCUUGGAGUUUGGAGCCUGUAAAGGAAGCAGAAUAGCAGCUAGUCCUGGGGGAGCCAAGCCGACAGAGUGGAGUUUCUGGGAGAUCUGUUUCUGAAGGGUGGGCAAACAAUCAGAGCUGAGGGACAUGGGCCCCUCUGUGGAGCUGAGAGGACAUGAGGCUCUGUGGCAUGUGCUCGUCAGAAUGAUCCUGCCCUGAGUCUGCUAGCAGACUGGUGAGGAUACAACUCAACAGCAUGUAGAAUGUAAACCCCCAUGCAUAUCCAGCACCUCUGACUGCCCACAAAAGCACUGCAGCACGCCCCCUCCCAUGCCGCCGGUGUCCUCCUUCCCCUCCCCCACAACUGACUGAAAUGGGGUGAUUCCCAACUUACGUUUUGAACUAAAUUGUAUCAUUUCUUUCAGGGGUGAUUUUUGUCCUUCAAAAUUCCUUGCAUUCUAAAAUCAAAAUGAAAUGUCCUCCCAGGGCCCUGCGUGGCGUCUCUGAGCUACGAGGUGGUGUCCUGGGGUCAGUGUCUUUGCUAUUCUAUAUUGCGAAUCCGGGGUUUUAAAACAUUAAAGCAAAAAGGAAGAGCAUAGUUAUAAAAAGAAAAGCAAAAGUCGCCUAAGCCAGAACAACAGCCUUAUCAAUUAUUACACAGGGCGGCUUAGUGAAUUAUAAUUCUCUUUCUGUAUAUACAAGAUUGUAACGGUAUUAAAUAUUCAGACUUGCACUGAAGCUGUGUAUGCCAAUUCUCUUGUCUGUUAAUAAACAGUUCCACACUG